Messenger RNA from Colletotrichum fioriniae, 498 nucleotides. NCBI's taxonomy places the organism in Eukaryota, Fungi, Ascomycota, Sordariomycetes, Glomerellales, Glomerellaceae. The record is from RefSeq and is a predicted model, not a curated record.
AUGGUUGCUGGUCACUUUAGUCGGAUCGAAUAUGCCAGCGGUGGCACCGUACCCGGUUCUUUGAUAGCCGAGUUCGCCAAGAUUGCGCGGGACUAUGUCAACGAGAUUCAACAUGCCGAGGUUGGCCUGACGAACCCCGCGAGACCACAUGCACCUACGAACCCUUCCGCGAUGCAAAUGGUACAGCAAUCGUCAGAGCUUGAUGCCGGAAACAACAAACAAGUUGCCAGGCCAACCCAGAUGACUCUGGAUCUAUCUGACACUAUGCCGAGGGAGGCCAUGAUAUCUGGUCCGAUGCAGCAACCAGGAUACACCGACUUUGCGUUCGACAGUGGGAUGGGCCAGGUAUCUCCCAGUGCGCUUAUGGGAACCGACGUGAUGGGAAUCUUUAAUUAUUUCCUGCCCGAUCUGGACCCUAUGUUUUACCAGGGUAUGACGCAGGAGUACGAUCUGCUACCACAACAGCAUGGCGGGACCGUCCAGAGCAUGGACAAGUGA